Molecule: messenger RNA, 10056 nt
Organism: Poecile atricapillus (Black-capped chickadee)
Lineage: Eukaryota; Metazoa; Chordata; Aves; Passeriformes; Paridae
Gene: NCOR2
Product: nuclear receptor corepressor 2
Exons: 47
Coding region: 363-7841 (2492 amino acids)
Biological process (GO): negative regulation of transcription by RNA polymerase II
Molecular function (GO): transcription corepressor activity
Source: RefSeq, a predicted model, not a curated record
CGCCUCCCGCCGCGCCGGGCCGGGCAGGGCAGGGCUGGGCAGGGCUGGGCUGGGCGCUGCGGCGAGGGGCGGCCCGGCCCCACGGACUGACGGGCGGACGGACGGGCGGACGGCGCGGCUCGCAGCCCCAUGGCUCUGGAUUUAUAAACACGGCGCAGAUGGCGGGGCCGCGUCCCCGCGCACGGCGCUGCCCCGCCGGCCGCUGAAGCGGGAGUGGCGGCGGCGAUGGGGGGCGGCAGCUGCCGGCGGGAUUAGCUAUUGCGCCGCGUGGAGAGCACACACACGAUGAAGAGGAGCUCUCGGCUCUCCUAAUCCUUCGUUGGUGAUUUGGAAGCAGCCACCGCCGCGCCCGUUCUUCGGCCAUGUCUGGCUCCACGCAGCCCGUGACGCAGAGCUGGCGCGCGGCCGAGCCGCGCUACCCCCCGCACGCCAUGUCCUACCCGGUGCAGAUCGCCCGGCCACACGCGGACGUGGCGCUGUUGGAGUACCAGCAUCAUUCCAGGGAUUUUGCUUCCCACCUCCCGCCAGGGUCUAUCAUGCAGCCGCAGCGGCGGAGGCCGUCCCUGCUCUCCGAGUUCCAGCCGGGCAAUGAAAGAUCUCAGGAGCUGCACCUGAGAGCCGAGGGCCAUUCCUAUCUCUCUGACCUGACCAAGCCAUCGGACUUGGAGUUCAUUGAAACCAAGAGGCCACGCCUGGACCUGCUGCAGGACCCCCUGAUGCGGCACUCGCCUCUCCUGAGCCAGAGCCAGCAGGGAGCCACAGAGGAUCUCUCAAAGGAUCGUGGCCUGACUGGCAAACUGGAGCCCGUGUCUCCUGUGAGCCCUGCCCACCCUGAGGCCGAGCUGGACCUGCUGCCCGCCCGGCUCUCCAAGGAGGAGCUCAUUCAGAACAUGGACCGCGUAGACCGCGAGAUCACCAUGGUGGAGCAGCAGAUCUCCAAGCUGAAGAAGAAGCAGCAACAGUUGGAGGAAGAAGCAGCCAAACCACCAGAGCCUGAAAAACCCAUCUCUCCCCCUCCUAUCGAGUCCAAACAUCGCAGCUUGGUGCAGAUCAUCUACGACGAGAACAGGAAGAAGGCGGAGGCUGCCCACCGGAUCCUGGAAGGGCUGGGUCCCCAGGUGGAGCUGCCGUUAUACAACCAGCCUUCAGACACCAGGCAGUACCAUGAAAACAUUAAAAUAAACCAGGCAAUGCGGAAAAAGUUAAUUUUAUACUUUAAGAGGAGAAAUCAUGCGCGCAAACAGUGGGAACAGAAGUUUUGCCAGCGCUAUGACCAGCUGAUGGAGGCCUGGGAAAAAAAAGUGGAGCGCAUUGAAAAUAACCCCCGGCGCCGUGCCAAAGAGAGCAAAGUGCGGGAAUACUAUGAGAAGCAAUUCCCGGAGAUCCGGAAACAACGCGAGCUGCAAGAGCGCAUGCAGAGGUUAGAGGAGAAGCGCAGGGUAGGACAGAGGGGCAGUGGAGGGCUCUCCAUGUCAGCCGCACGCAGUGAGCACGAGGUGUCUGAAAUCAUCGACGGGCUCUCAGAACAAGAGAACCUGGAGAAGCAGAUGCGCCAGCUCGCCGUCAUCCCGCCCAUGCUCUACGAUGCUGACCAGCAGCGCAUUAAAUUCAUCAACAUGAACGGCCUCAUGGAUGACCCCAUGAAGGUCUACAAGGACCGGCAGGUGAUGAACAUGUGGAGCGAGCAGGAGAAGGAAACCUUCCGGGAAAAGUUCAUGCAGCAUCCGAAGAACUUUGGCCUGAUCGCAUCCUUUUUGGACAGGAAGACGGUGGCUGACUGCGUCCUCUAUUACUACCUGACCAAGAAGAAUGAGAAUUACAAGAACCUCGUAAGAAGGAAUUACCGGCGGCGCGGGAAGAGCCAGCAGCAGCAAAUGCCCCGGAGCAGCCAAGAAGAGAAAGAUGAAAAAGAGAAAGAAAAAGAGAAGGAGGGAGAGAAGGAGGAAGACAAGCAGGAAACAGAAAAUGACAAAGAAGAACUGACAAAGGACAAGAACGACGACACAUCUGGAGAAGACAACGAUGAGAAAGAAACGGUCACCUCCAAAGGUCGCAAAACCGCCAACAGCCAGGGCCGGCGCAAGGGCCGCAUCACCCGCUCCAUGGCCAACGAGGCCAACAACGAGGAGGCAGCCACGCCGCAGCAGAGCGCUGAGCUGGCUUCCCUGGAAAUGAAUGAAAGCUCUCGCUGGACCGAGGAGGAGAUGGAGACGGCUAAAAAAGGUCUCCUUGAGCAUGGGCGGAAUUGGUCAGCCAUUGCCAGGAUGGUGGGCUCCAAGACUGUGUCACAGUGCAAAAACUUCUACUUCAACUACAAGAAGAGGCAGAACUUGGACGAGAUCCUACAGCAGCACAAACUGAAAAUGGAGAAAGAAAGGAACGCCAAGAGGAAGAAGAAAAAAGGCGCCGCUGUUCAGAACGAAGAAGCCACCUUCCCUCCUGCAGCUGAGGACGAGGAGAUGGAGGUGUCGGGGACGAGCGGCAACGAGGAGGAGAUGGCGGAGGAGGCGGAAGCUGCAGUAAAUAACAGCUCCGACACCGAGAGCAUUCCCUCGCCGAGGCCCGAAGCCAAAGAAGGAGGCGAAAACGGGGCCAAGGCACCACCCGGGCCGGGAGGUGACGCCGGCACGGAACCGGCAGUCAAGUGGGAAGAGGCUCCGACACCCCCCGACGCUCCCCCUGCUCCCCCCGCCAACCCCGCUCCUGCUGCCAGCCCCCCGCCGGAGACGGCUCCCGAGGCACCCAGCGCCGAGGAGAAGGUGCCGGAGGACCUGGUGGUGGACGUGGUGAAAACGGAGGAGCCGGAGGAGAAGGUGAGCGAGGAGCCCUGCAAGAGCGAGGUGAAGAAGGAGGAGAGCGAAGAGAGCCAGGAGAAGGACAAGGGGAAUGACAAGAAGGUGGAAAGCGGCGUCAGCAGCGCAGGGACGGCGGGGCCGGAGGGGACACCCAAGGCCGAGAAGAAGGAGAGCCAUAAGGGCAGUAAAGGCCCCGGGGUGAACCCCGACAGCGACUCCAGCGCGACCUGCAGCGCAGACGAGAUGGAUGAGCAGGAUGCUGUGGACAAGAGCAGGUUGCUGUCCCCCCGGCCCAGCCUGCUCAACACCGCCAGCGACGCCAGGCUCAACUCCUCGCCGCAGAAGCCGCUGGACCUGAAGCAGCUGAAGCAGAGAGCUGCUGCCAUCCCUCCCAUUAUUUCUGAAGGUUUCUCAGAGGGGGUGUUGCAGAGCGGAAGCGCGAAGCCUCAGGUGCCUCCCCACGCCUUGGCUCUCUACCAGCAGCAGAUCACAAAAGCCCACGAGUCUGCCCGCGAGGACAUGCCCCCGAGCAAGCUCUCACAGUCCCAGCAGCAGCAGGCAGAGAAGGAGCAGCAGCAGCCCAGCAGCAGUCCCAGGGGGAAGAGCCGGAGCCCCAGUGUUGGUGAAAAGGAAGAAAAGUCCGUGCAUUUCUCAGCCAUUGCAGAGGCUCAGAAGCUGAGUGCCGAGUCGAUGGCUGCCUCCUGCUGGCCCCCUGUUCUGUCCUACCCCCGGGAUGUGAUCAAAACUUCUCCCCAGGCGGAGCCCCACUUGUUCCAGUAUAACCCACCAGGACACCCCAUCCCACUAAACCUGCAUGAGAGCUCUCGCUCAGGGCUGCAGAGACUAGCCAGCAUCUCCAACCCUCCUCCCCUCAUCUCCUCCACCAAGCACCCCUCUGUGCUGGAGAGAUCCGUCGGAUCCAUUUCCCAGGGAAUGCCCAUCCAGCUCCACACACCCUACAGCCCCGAGCACGCCAAGGUCCCCGUUGGUUCCAUCACCAUGGGCCUGCCACUAACCAUGGAUCCCAAGAAACUGGUGCCUUUUCCUGGAGUAAAGCAGGAACAACUUUCUCCUAGAAGCCAGGCCAGCCAGCCAGAAAGUCUGGUUCUGCAGCCAUCCCAGGAGGGCUCCAUCCUGCGGGGUACUUCCCUCAGCUCUGCCUCGGGAGGAAGCAUCACCAAAGGAACACCCACAUCCAGACCCCCUCCGGAGUCGCCCAUCACCUACCGAGGGUCCAUCACACAUGGCACCCCGGCAGAAGUGCUGUACAAAGGAACCAUUACCAGGAUAAUCGGAGAAGACAGCCCCAGCAGAGCAGAGAAGGCGAGGGAGGAUGCCGUGCCCAAAGGACAUGUCAUCUACGAAGGGAAGAAAGGCCACGUGCUGUCCUAUGAGGGUGGAGUUGCUGCUUCUCAGUGUCCCAAAGAAGACAGCAGGAGCUCGGGAGCUUCCCAUGAGACCACAGGAACUAAGAGGACCUAUGAUAUGAUGGAGGGGAGGAUCAGCCGGGGCUUAUCAGCCCGUGAUACCUUAUCUACCAGCAUUGAAGGUCUCAUGGGUCGAGCGAUCCCUCCAGACCGACACAGUCCCCAUAACCUAAAGGAGCAGCAUCACAUGCGAGGCUCGAUUACACAAGGAAUACCUCGGUCCUAUGUGGAGGCCCAUGAGGACUACCUCAGAAGAGAAGCCAAACAGCUCAAGAGGGAAAACACUCCACCAAGGGACUUAUCUGAUGCCUACAAGGUCAGAUCUCACGAUCUGACUCCUCUGAAAAUGAAAUCAGCCCAUGAAGACCUGGUAGCCACAGUGAAAGAAGCAGGAAGAUCAAUCCAUGAGAUUCCCCGGGAGGAGCUGAGGCGGACACCGGACAUCUCUCUGGCCAGACCUCUGAAGGAAGGUUCCAUCACACAGGGUACCCCACUGAAGUACGACAGCGGCUCUUCCUCGUCCAGUACCAAAAAGCACGAUGUGCGGUCCAUCAUCGGCAGUCCCGGCAGGACUUUUCACUCUGUGCAUUCUCUGGAUGUCAUCCAAGACCCGAGGAAUCUGGAAAGAGCUUAUGAAGAGAGCCUGAAAAACAGGCCAAGCCCUGUGACAAACUCAGGUGGCUCCAUCGCCAGAGGGGCUCCUGUGAUCGUGCCCGAGCCUGGCAAGCCCCACCAGAGUGCCCUCGGCUAUGAGGACCACCAGGCAGGGCACAGCACGGCCUUCAGCAGCCACUUGCACAGGGGGUCUCCGGUCUCCACACGGGAGUCCACGCCGCGGCAGCACGAAGGGAGCAUCACUGCUGGGAAGCCGGUGUCCCAGGACAGAAAGAUCACCCCCACAUCGAGAGAGCUCACCAACUCCAAGUCUCCUCACGCCCCCGUGCCCGACCACCACCACCCCAUCUCCCCGUACGAGCACCUGCUCCGCGGCGUCAGCGGCGUCGACCUGUACCGAGGACACAUCCCGCUGCCUUUCGACCCCGCCGCCAUCCCCAGGGGAAUCCAACUGGAAGCAGCUGCUGCUUACUACCUGCCAAGGCAUCUGGCUCCGAGCCCCACGUACCCACACCUGUACCCCCCGUACCUCAUCCGGGGCUACCCGGACACGGCUGCCAUGGAGAACCGCCAGACCAUCAUCAACGACUACAUCACGUCGCAGCAGAUGCACCACAACGCCGCAGCCACGGCCAUGGCGCAGCGGGCGGACAUGCUGCGUGGGCUGUCGCCCCGGGAGCCCUCCCUCGCCCUCAACUAUGCAGCAGGCAUCAUCGACCUGUCCCAAGUGCCACACCUGCCUGUCCUCGUGCCCCCUACCCCUGGCACCUCUGCCACCACCAUGGACCGCAUCACUUACAUCCCUGGACCCCCCCAGACCUUCGGCAGCCGGCACAGCAGCUCCCCGCUCUCCCCAGGAGGGCCCACGCACAUGACCAAACAGUCAGGAUCAUCGGUGUCCGAACGGGAACGGGAGCGGGAACGAGAACGGGAACGAGAGAGGGAGCGUGAAAAAUCCAUCCUGGCCUCCACCACAGUGGAGCAUGCGCCCAUCUGGAGACCAGGUACAGAGCAGUCCAGCAGCCGUUCGUCCUCCCACUCUCACAGCCACCAGCACUCUCCCGUCUCACCCCGCACCCACGAGACCAUCCAGCAGCGCCCCAGCGUGCUCCACAACACGAGCAUGAAGAUCAUCUCCUCGGAGACCCCCACCCCUUCCGUCCUACGAUCCUCCUCCACCACUACCACAUCACCGAUCCGCUCUGCCGCCUUCCCCUCGGCCUCCACCCUGCGCUCGUCCCUCAGCGCGGCCGACGGCUACGCGGCCCCGCUGGACCCGGCCAUCCUGCAGAAAGAGGCCUCGAGGGUGCGGGAGGCCAAGACAGAACGAGCCCAGACUGACAACAACGUCUACACCUCAAAGCUGCCCAGCGGGGCCAACCUCGAGCAGUCACCUUCGCCCAUCAAAGCCAUGGAGUCAAGACCUUUGCCUGCCUCCGGACCUGGUUCCUCUCAUCACUAUGGCAGAGGACAGGGGAAAAGCCAGCAGCACCAUCACCCUCUGGACCAGCAGCACGCAGCCUCGGGCUCCGAGCAGCACAGCAGAGAAAAGAGUCAAAGUAAACGCUUCUCCAUGCAGGAACAGGAGCUCCGGGCACUCGGCUUUCAUGGAGGCUACAGCCCUGAGCGGAUGGAAGCCGUGAGUCCCGUGAGCUCGCCCAGCCUGUCCCAUGAGAAAGGGGCCAAGCUGCUGCAGGACACAGAGAAGGGGCAUGGGGAGCACGACCUGAGGCAGAAGCAGCAAGGCUCGCUGAAGGCCUCGGCUCCUGAAGCCGCCCACCUGCAGCACCUGCGGCAGCCCGACGGCCCCCAGUGCCAGCCCCUGCAGUCCAGCCAGAGCAUCAAGGGCAUGAACCAGCGGGUGGUGACGCUGGCCCAGCACAUCAGUGAGGUCAUCACGCAGGACUACACGCGCCAUCACCCUCAGCAGCUCAACUCCCACAUCCAGGCCCCGGUGUACUCGUUCCCCGGCGCGGCGUGCCCGGUGCUGGACCUGCGCCGCACCCCCAGCGAGGCCUACCUGCAGCAGCAGGAGCACACGGCGGCCUCGCGCAUCUCCCCGCAGAACGAAGGGGGGAAAAGGUCCCCAGAGCAGGGCAAGGCGGCUGGGGACAGCUGUAUCGAGCCGGUGUCUCCACCAGACGGCGUGGGAGAAGCGGAACACGCCAAGAGCGCCCCGUACCCCGUCCUGUUCCGCGAGGGAGAGCCCAUGGACCAGAGGAUGGGGUCCAAGUCCCCAGGAAACAACACUCAGCGUCCAGCUUUCUUCAGCAAGCUGACGGAAAGCAACUCUGCCAUGGUGAAGUCCAAGAAGCAGGAGAUCAUCAAGAAGCUCAGCACGACCAACAAAAACGAGACGGAGUACAAUGUGGGGCAGCCUGGGACAGAGAUUUUCAACAUGCCAGCGAUUACCGGAGCAGGGCUAAUCAGUUGUAGGAGCCAGUCGGUCCAAGAGAAUUCCAGUACCAACAUGGGGUUGGAGGCAAUAAUUAGGAAAGCCCUAAUGGGUAAAUAUGACGAGCAGUGGGAAGAGCGCUCACCUCUCAGUGCCAAUGCUUUUAACUCUCUGAAUGCCAGUGCAAGCCUGCCCGCUGCUAUGCCCAUAACUCCUGCUGAUGGACGAAACGAGGACGUGCGCUCCUUGCCAGGAGGAGGGGGGAAGCCAAAGAUCGCUGCCAGACCCAACAGCCGCAAGGCCAAGUCCCCGGCGCCCGGUCUGUCGGCGGGCGAGCGGCCGCCCUCCGUCUCCUCGGUGCACUCGGAGGGGGACUGCAACCGCAGGACUCCCCUCACCAACCGCGUCUGGGAGGACAGGCCAUCGUCUGCAGGUUCGACGCCGUUCCCCUACAACCCGCUCACCAUGCGGCUCCCCAGCGGGGUGGUGACGGCAGCCCCCAGCGCCCCGCUGCCGCAGGGCACCCCCGGCAGCCAGCACCACGCCUGGGACGAGGAGCCCAAGCCCCUGCUCUGCUCCCAGUACGAAACCCUUUCGGACAGUGAAUGAGAGGAGCCAGGGGCAGGGAGACGGCGACCAAACCCGGGGCACGGGGAAGCGAGCGGGACACCCGGGGCGAGCGCCCACCACCCCGGCCCCGCCGGCUCUCACGAGCGAAGAUGCAGGAGCAGAGCUAUUUCAUUUUUCCCUUUUCCUUAUUUUUUUUUUCCCCCCUUCCCUCCCAACCAGCCAAUUUGGUGGGGAUGAUGGGUUUGGGGUUGGUUCGUUUGUUGUUUUUUUUUUUUAAUUUUGUUCGGGUUAUUUUUUUUUUUCUUUCUCAACAUCUGGAAAUUUCUGCAUCCUCUUCGGUCUGAUAAAGAAAAGAAAAAGCCUUAACGAGACAAAACCCAAGGAACCCAUCUUCGAUCUUGGCAGCCGUGCUGGGCGGUGAGCCCCGCGCUCCAGAGGGACCGUGAGCGGCCGUGUGUCCGUCCCGGACGCUCCGCUCUGCCGGCACCGUCCCGCGGGAUGUUCCUGCGGAGCUGGCAGCGAGCGGUGGGAUGCUCCCCCGGACCCGGCCAUGGGGAUGUGCCUCAGAAUUGCAAAACCUUGAGCGGGUUAAAGAAAAGAUUAAAGAAAAAAAAAAAAUACAAAAAAAAAAAAAAAAACAAAACCACAUAAAAACGGUUGAGAAGUGAAACAGGACGGAACGCCCCGGGUCGGUUCCCUGGCUGAUCCGAGGGCUCGGUGCCCGGCAUUCCCGUGUCACAAGACGUAUCAGCCCCGCGACGACACGCUUCGAACGUGGCUGGGAGGAGAGGGAAGGGGAGGGAGUGAAAAGCUGUUUCUUAAAAAAAAACAAAAAACAAAAAAACCCCACAAAAAAUCCUGGUCCCUUGGAUGGAAGCAAUCCCGGGUCACUCGGAGUGGGCAGGGACGUCCCCGGGCUGGCUCACGCGCUGCCCACCGAGGGGCUCGGUUGCUUUAAGUGCAUUGUUUUCUGAAUGGUGAGAAAAGGCAAUUGUAAAUUGUAUUGGUCUACAGGGUAUAUUUUUGAUACCUUCAGUGAAUUAUGUCAAUAUUUUACGCAAGGAAGGACUUAAACAAAACACAGUAUUACAUGCUGUAAAAGAGGUUCUGUUCUUACGUGCAGGCUUUGAUGCAUUUGUCCAUUGUAUGGAAGGGUUUGGAAAAAAAAAAAAAAAAAAGAAGGUAACAAUGAUCCAUCAAAGUUAUCUGGGAGUCAGGAGAAUGUAUGUACUUAGUUUAAAAAAAAAAAACAAAAAAACCAAACAAAAAUCUUGCCAUGGUUGCAGGGCCCCCCGUUACACACACCUUUGCCGGUUGUAGACGUUGAUUCUCCAGAGCCCUCCAAGCUGGCCAGGGCAGGGGCAGAGUGGGCAGGAGGCCAGCGUGGCAGGGAGUUCACAGGAAACUUUAAAAAAAAAAAAAAAAAGGAAAAAAAGUUAAAAAAAAGUUUUUAUUGUAUUUUUGUGAUACACACGAAUGCUCUACUUUACAUUAUUUUUUUCAUUCCAUGAUGUUGGCUCAUAUCUGCAGUUACAUGGUUAAAGAACAAAAAUAUUAGACUUUUUUUCAUUCACUUCUGCUUUUUCGCUCUGGGGGGAAAACAAAUGGCAAAAAAAAAAAAAAAAGAAAAAAAAGAAAAAAAAAUAAAAUGUAUUAAAUGCUUUGCAUUCUAUACGCUAGAGGAGCCCCAGCCCGGCCCAGCCCCACAGCCUCCAGCAGCCCCACGGGCUCAGGCGCCAUCACCUUCCCCAUGGAUCUUUCUUUUCCCCCUGCAACGUUCCCAGGUUGAUUCUGAUUUCAAAGCAAGAGAAUGAUGGUGUUUGUUGUUUGUUUGGGGUUUGUUUUUUUGGAUUUUUUUUUUUCCUGUUGGGUUUUAUUUUUUGUUUUGGUUUUUUUUUUACAAUGUACAGGUUUUUAAAUGUUCAUCGAUGUUUGUGUCUUUUCUGUUGUGCUUUUUUUUUUUUUGUUUGUUUUUUUAAAGAAAAAAAUCCGAGACAAUGCACAAGCGAUGUGGAAAGUCUUUGCGUUCCCAGGUUAUUGCUGCUGGUGUCUCUGUGGCUCUGAGCUGUACAAACUCACAGAGCUGAUGUCUGGGCAAAACGCUAUUAAAAUGUUGCAGAUUUUGCUGGGAAAAAAAAAAAAAGAAUGAUCCAAAUCUGACCCAUCUUCAAAGCCGCCUCUUUAGCUGAUUCGGAAAAAAUAGCAGAAAAAUCCCCGAGCAGAACAAAGAAUAAAGUUCCCACUUGGCACAGUA